Fopius arisanus is the source of this 4880-nucleotide messenger RNA. RefSeq names its product without children (gene woc). Gene Ontology annotation, molecular function: zinc ion binding. The transcript is spliced from 4 exons. NCBI's taxonomy places the organism in Eukaryota, Metazoa, Arthropoda, Insecta, Hymenoptera, Braconidae. The record is from RefSeq and is a predicted model, not a curated record. The coding region runs from base 220 to 4761 and encodes 1513 amino acids.
GCUCUCACAUCAGAUGCGUGUUGUGAUGUUCAAUGCGUUCAAAUGCACAUGAACCUCCUUAUUAAUUAAAAGUAUGGUUAAAGAAUUAGUUUGGAAAAAUAAAAGCAAUCAAAACAAAACGUCUCGGACGAGUGAAUACUGAAGAACUUAAUUGUCCUCCAGCGAGUUACAUUUUGAGUGCGGCAUUUGUUGGCAGCUUGAAUACUGAAUCGUUGUACGAUGGAACCUGCCCAGAAUGCUUCAACCUGCCCCCCUGAGGCUGCACAGGACGAAAGCCUUGAGGUUUCUACAUCUAGUCACAAUAAAGAGGAUUCAACGAAGAAAACCCUCUGUGAUCAAAAAUCGCACGUCACGAAAAAUCCUGGUAAAGGUGGAGGUGAGUGUGAAUCAAAGAGACUGACUCCCAUCCUAGGAAGUUGCAGAGAAUCCCCCCAGCCAGAACAAUCAGAGACUGGAGAUGGUGAGAGUGCAGAGGCUCGACUGAGCCAUGAGGACUCCUCCUCGAAAGACACAUCGAGGGACUCCAGUGGAUCCUUAAGAGAUUCUACACAGGAUGAGAAUAAAAAAAAACGAUCACAAGCUCCUGGUGGUCGAAAGAAGUCCUCAGAAACCCCAAAGGACUCUGAAUCCCCAGAAAUUCUUCCAACAAUCUCUAAUCCCUCAAAGACCUCUCCCCCAUGUGAAAGUGAUCCAGAUUCCGCAGAAAGUUGUCGAGAAAAACCAACAACUUCCGGUAAAAAUUCUGAGAAAUCGAAAGAGACCCCUGUAUCAUCAAAACCGUCAUCCCCUCAUACAGAUGGAGUUGUCGCCCUAGAGGAAACUUCUUCAUCUUCAAAACCAGGAUCCCCACUCGAUGAGUCUUCCAAAUCGCCUGGUUCCGAGCCGAAGCCCUCAGAAGAUGACAAAAUAGAAUCGGUAACUCUGGAUAGUGACCUUGAAAAGGACGAGGACAAGGAUCGAGAACCUGAGAAAACUGAGUUCGUGCAGAUAUCGCAGGAUAAACCAGAUGAUAAUCCCCUGGAGGGUCCAUCGGAGGCUGAGGACCCCUUCGGGGGUGACACUCUAGCUGCUGAUAAUGUUGAUACCAUGGACACUGACGACAACAAUGAGAGAGACAUAAAUUUUUCGAAGUUGGGGGAUCAGGCUGACAACCUCCAGGACGCUGUCAAGGCGACGUCAUCCAAAGAAACUUCAAGCACGCCAACAGAGAGUGACAACCUCCAAGACCCUGAGUCCUCGAAAAAGUCGUCAGACGCAGAGGAGGUCGAGGAAGUAUCUGAAGGCCUUUCAGAGGCGCAAAAGUCCCAGGAUAAAUCCGAUAAAUCGAGUGAAAAAGUCCCUCAGUCUGAAGUGCAUGUGAUUCCCCUUGAGACAGACGAGCACUCGACAGUCCUUCCAGGACAAGACGACGAGCUUUGCAUCAUCCCUGAUGAUAUGAAGAUAAUCAUCCCCGGAAAAUCAGGCUCCAAGAAAGAUCCCCCUAAGGCGCCAGAACCGGCAGCCCCUGAGAAACCCUCAGUUAAGGUUUCGAAACUUGCAAAAGCCCCUGAACACUCUAAUAAAUCGAAAUCGUCAGACGCAACUUCUGCAGCGAUAACAGAUAAGGUGAUAGACCUGGAUAUCGAGGUCAAGAGCUCGGAAGAAAUAUCGGAGAUUACACUCCCCGAGAAACACGUCUGUAAACAAUGUCAGGAGGAGAAGCCCUGUAAGAUAAAAGUGAAAAUUGGAAGUGAAGAGUUCAGGGUUUGUUCGAAAAGAUGUCAAAGCUCCUUCAUGGAUACCCAUGGAAAGGCUACAGACAUUCCCUCAGAAGGGGCUAAUUCAAAAUACGAGAAACGCUGUGCCAGCUGUCUUUUGAUAGUCGAAUCCAAUGACGAAAGAAAUCUCUCUUGGGAAACGAUGGAAUUCUGUAAUGAAGAAUGUCUGGGAAAAUUUCAGACCAAGUACGGGAGUUACUGCAGGAACUGCAAUGGAAAUGUACAACCAAUUUCCUUGGGGAAAUAUUGCGUUCGUUUUGGUUUCGACGUUCGUCAGUUCUGCUGUUCCACGUGCCUGGAGGAGUUCAAAAAAGGCCUCAAGGUGUGCAGCUACUGCCAGAAGGACAUCAGCUCGGGGACAGAUGGUUUUCUUGCCCCAGUCGGUGAUAAAGGCCAAUUCAAGGACUUUUGCACUCAACAGUGCAUGGAAAAAUACUCGAGAAUGAAUUCUACGGAACCACCACCUACCGAGCGAAAGGCCUGCAGCGUCUGUCAGGAAGAGAAAAUAGUCUUCUGCGAGGUUCAGAUAGACAGGGGUCAGUCCCAAGCCAUUUGCAGUGAGCCAUGCUUUGCAGCCUUCAAGUUUGUCAACAAAGUUGAUCCAGACCACUGUGCUACGUGUAAAAAGUACUUCCAAGUAGGUAACAAGAAGAGCACAGUUGUCUUCUACAACAACGAGGCACACACCUUCUGCAGUAAAAGUUGUCUCAACAUUUUCAUCAUUACAAACAGAAAAAUCGUUCCCUGUAACUGGUGCAAAGUCAAGAAGUACAACUUCGACAUGAUAAAAAAGGAGUUAAAGUCCGGACAAGUAGUCAUGAUGUGCAGUCUCAAUUGUCUCACCCUCUACCAGGUAUCCAUUAACGCAGUGUCAGCGAGAAGAAUUCGUUGUGACCUCUGCAAAGAGUUCUCUCAGGCCCAGUACCACCUCACGAUGUCAGAUGCAACAAUUAGAAAUUUCUGCUCCUAUAAUUGUGUCAUGAAGUUCCAAGCGCAGUACACUAAGUCCCCAAUAACAAUUCCCUCCGGGGAGGACGCACCUGUUCCCACAGGAAUGCCCAAACGCACCUAUCCAGGGAAGGUUCAACCCCUCGGGGUUGUCAAGAAAGUCACAGACAUGCAGAACGCCAGCCUUCAGAGUAAAAAAUCGCUUCCUGUGAUAUCAUCAGUGGCUAGUCUAGCUUCUCUACCGUCGAAUGGACAGCCCGCUAUCACCCAGAAAGCCACGAAUAACGUUGUAAAUUUGAACAGUGCAACGAUAACAAAUCCAACAGCUGUCCCGGGCACGCCAAUUCUUUUCAAACAACAGGUAAUCACCAGACCCCCAAGUCCUGUCCAGAUGCACAAUAAAAUGACCCAGUGCAAACCCCUGAUGCACACCAAAGGGGUAUCAGUAAAACCCCACCCCUGCACAAAAUCCACACAGACUGACGAGAUCCAAAAGGUCAUAAUUCCCAUUCCAGUACCCAUUUACGUACCGUUUCCAGUCCACAUGUUUUCUUUUCCAUUUCCUGUGCCCAUGCCCUUCCCCUUACCAAUCCCAGUUCCCAUAUUCAUUCCAACAACGCGAAACAGUGCCAAGGGUAUAUUCAAAGAGCUCAAAAAAAUUCAGGAGAAAUUGCCAUCAGAUCCCUUCGAGGCAGAGCUCCUCAUGAUGGCGGAGAUGGUGGCGACUGAUAAGAAGAAGACAGAGAGUGACUCUGAAUCUGAUGACAAUGGGAAUGAGAAUGAGAAUGUCGAGGUGAGUGAGAAUGCUGUUGAGGAGAAGCAGGAUCCUGUGGAUGGAGGUAAUGCGUUUGGUGAAGAGAUGCUCCAGAUGGCCUUGAAAAUGGCAACAGGAGAGUUAGAGGAACCGGCUGUCGACCUCGAGGCAGCGCUGACGCCUAGCACAAUUGCAGCUACACCUCAGGGACAGGGUGAUGGAGAGGAGAACCAGGUGGAGAGACAGACACGUGGAAGGAAGAGAACAGUGACCCACAAGGCGAAAGGGGCUAAUAAAAAGGGCAAGAGGUCUGCCAGCACUGGGGAGCCGCCUCUGAUGCCUCCACCAGAGUCUCAGACACCCACGCGAACUGUCGAACCCCUUGAGAAACCUGACGCCAAUAUGGCACUGAAAUUUACCUUUGGGGUGAAUGCCUGGAGGCAGUGGGUCAUCACGAAAAAUGCUGAGAUGGAGAAAAACGCUGGGAACAAGAUUGUUAAACCCUUCAAGACCGAUUUGCUUCAGCUCACUGCUGAUGAGCUUAAUUACUCAUUGUGUCUGUUUCUGAAGGAAGUGAGGAAACCCAAUGGAGCAGAGUAUGCGCCUGAUACUAUUUAUUAUCUUUGUCUUGGUAUUCAACAGUAUCUCUUUAAGAAUAAUAGGAUUGAUAAUAUCUUUACGGAUUCGUAUUACGAGAAAUUUACCGAUUGUUUGAAUGAAGUGGCUACCAAGUUUUCAGUUUUGUAUAAUGAGGCACAUUAUAUUGUGACGAGGGUCGAAGAGGAACAUCUCUGGGAGUGCAAGCAACUCGGAGCACACUCACCCCAUGUCCUCUUGAGCACACUCAUGUUUUUUAAUACGAAACAUUUUAAUUUAACGACUGUCGAGGAACAUAUGCAGCUGUCAUUCUCACAUAUAAUGAAACAUUGGAAGCGAAAUCCAGCCGCACAAGCUGCAGCAGGUGCUGGGAAGCCUCCUGGAGCGAGGAACGUACUCCUGAGAUUUUAUCCACCCCAGGCUGCGCUAGAAGCUAAUUCGAGGAAAAAGAAAGUGUACGAGCAGCAGGAGAACGAGGAGAACCCCUUGAGAUGUCCAGUAAAACUCUACGAAUUUUACCUGUCGAAAUGUCCAGAGAGUGUUAAGAGUCGUAACGACGUAUUCUAUCUUCUUCCUGAACGCAGCUGUGUCCCAGAUAGUCCUGUGUGGUAUUCAACAUCGCCGCUGGCUAAGGAUCAUCUCGUGAAGAUGCUUAAUCGGGUCAAGAUGGUUAAGGAGAUCAAUGUUGCUCUGUGGAGCAGUUAAUCAGGAUUCAUCGUACUGAAGCUCUUCCUCACGCAGGGCGUUGUUUUUUUGUAUGAAAUUAAAAAGAGAUGGAGGUCGAUGCACGUCCGAAAAUUAAUCAUAAAUGAAUUCAGUUGAAC